Messenger RNA from Opisthorchis viverrini, 2980 nucleotides. RefSeq lists its product as hypothetical. The record is from RefSeq and is a predicted model, not a curated record. The coding region runs from base 50 to 2827 and encodes 925 amino acids. The transcript is spliced from 10 exons. Lineage: Eukaryota; Metazoa; Platyhelminthes; Trematoda; Opisthorchiida; Opisthorchiidae.
CUGUACCGCAGGAACUCCAAAUGAAAACCUCAAACCGGAAAAAAUUGCAAUGACGGUGCAGUCUGACCAUACGGUGUCUACGGAGGAAGACCUUAUGAGGGUGGCACAUGGCCUAGUCGAUGAUGUUUUGACCUCCGCGCAAUCAAAUAAUCAUGUACGAGACGGAAGAAAUGAUGACGCUUCUGAAAUGCCAACGUGUGUUGAGGUUGAAGAAAAGGAAAACGGGGUGUCGCCUACGAAGCAAAGUGGAACGAAGCAUAUCACCGCUUCUGUCUUUUUCGAUACAAACACGCGACCCCUUUCUAAGCAGAACUCUCUAGAAGAGCGUGCUCCUCAGUUUACUUAUCACGAAUGCUCUUCUUCAACUAAUGUAUCCAUACCAGUAGCUUCUUCCGAUCCGCUGAAAGACCUCCAUAAUAACGUAUCAGGAGAUCCAUCGGUAGUUACCACAGCAUGUACGGAAAAGUAUUUAGCUCGUGUUCGAAAUCCUGGAGAUCCAUCGGUAGUUACCACAGCAUGUACGGAAAAGUAUUUAGCUCGUGUUCGAAAUCCUGGUGUAGGAGCAGUCUCGCCAAACACAUUAUGUAAUUCUCUUAAUCAAACAAGUACCUCGACCGUUAAUUACGGUGCAACAAACCCGCCGGAAAGCAGAACCCUCCACGCUAGCGAACAGAGGCGAGAUGUCUACUUACAGGACAUUCGACGGUCAAAAACAACUUUCCAACAACCAUAUUAUUCCAGCUCUUUUUAUGGUCAUUCUUUGCGUGGAAACCCAUUGGAACGGAAUCGGGGGCUGGAACUCCGGGACAGAAAACUGCGUCCUCUCAACACGGCUGCGCUUCCAACCUAUACACCAUCGCGUGUCUACCUUCUUAGUCUGCAACAAUCGAAACCGGAGUCGUAUUCACCUCCACCUAGAGUUUUUUCGCAAACCACAUUUCGCUCUGAAUACCGUAAAACUGAGGAGUGUUGGUCAUCACCAAGCCGACCAGUCCUAAAUGAGUUUGAUUCUAGACUAUCUUCACCGGUCACACAAGACACUUUCAGACUUGGGACCAAACGCAUACCCAAUAAAUCUGUGGUCAACCGUCACAUUCGAGAGCAAUCUGAAACUAAAAACAUAGGCGCAAAAUGCACAACGUGUGGGUUGGCCUGGUGGCAACCAUUAAAUGCACGGUCCUUGGGUUCUCCCUUACCGGAGCCUAGGCGUGAUGUGGUCAAUCGCAUGGCAAAUCAACAAGCAAUUCGAGAUCAGGUUAUUGCUAGGGCGAUUGCUAAGGCCGAAAAGGUCGCUAUAGCAGACAAGCACAGAAAGUUCCAGACGAUUCGUGAGCGGGUACGAGAAGCGAUACGAGAAGGCAAUAAAAGAAACGUCGACCCAAACAUGUGGGCAAAUAAUUUAAGGAGAAAUCGGUCUGUGACGGCCAGCAGACGUUUCAUGACCUCGCCUACUCCCCCACAGCGCGAUGUUCCUGAUGGGUCAGAAAGUGAGGAGUGGAAGGCUGGAACUCGAAGUAAACAAUCACCCGAUGAAGUUUCUCCUGCUCCACGUAAUUACGGAUGGCCUACUCCUCACUCAGAGCAGUUCUAUACAAGACUGACCCAGAACGGUAUCGAGGCAUCAAAGUCGCAGUCUCUCACACGACCUAAGGGGAAGACCAGAUCUCCUUCGCGGUGGAAGACGGAAAACAGCCGGUAUGGUGAACAUACCUUGAUGGACAGAAGUCACACAAAGGAGUCUAAAGUUCGGUCACGAAGAAAAGUUGUCAAAGAGACCAGCAAACCCUCAUCCACUGCGGAAAAACCCGAACUCCUGAGGAAAGCACAAAGUAGCAUAAAUUUUGGUGAAAGGUCGGAAAAAUUAUCUAGAUCUUCGGGCAAAAAGCCGCAUCCCACAGUUCUGGUUACAAAGCUCAGACAGCGCUGCCAGUCCAUUGGUCGCGAACUGGACCGCCUGGCAGAGUCCAGAAGGCAAGUUGAUCGUUUUGUUCCAACAGAUUCUGACGAAACGAUGGAAUCACUGACGGCCGCAAACCAGGCUCUGCAUGACCGUCUCAAUGAGUUGCAGGCAUUGCAGCUGGAGCGCGAGAAGACACUGAAGAAAGCCCGGGUUAUGGUGGAAGACCUGAUAACAGAGCAAACAGCGCACGCGGAAUCGAUUCGACACAAUGUACCAAGUGAUUCCCACGCUUCAUCCGACUCAUUGAGCCCUCUAGCAUACGAUCAGGAGAUUCCUUACAAGCCAAGAAAGUAUUGUUCCACAGAGAGGCGAAAAGACAGUGAAGUUUUAUUUCGGUCUCGUGGCCUAAGACAACCCAGCUAUGACAGGACAAAUGAACAAUAUAAAUCCUAUACCUAUGAUUUUGGGGAAGCUCAACGGUAUGAGCGAUCGGGAAAAAUUGGUGAGCGAGCCAACAGCACUCAAAGGAUUUUGGAGCGCUUGAGAGAAGACUUUGCCUACCUGUCGCGUAAUGUGACACAGAUUGAAGCAAAGGCGAGGGAUGCCGCACAAGCAGUUAAUAAGUUGAUGCAGCAGACCCGUUACCUGGAUGACGACCAGUGUAUUGGUCCUUCCGAAAAAUGUGAACACACGCUGAGGUGUCUUUCGUCACAAAUGGAUCUCAGUCCGCGAAUUUCAGACAGCUUCACGAGAUCCAGGACACUCCCGAGAAAUCUUGAUUCACUUAAACACACGCCGCUGCACGUGGAACAUCAAAGCCAAUACUGCAAAGGCAACAGACACCUGCCCUAUCGACCGCCAAUGGAUGAUAGCAUUGCCAAGUCUGGAAAUUUUCAAGCGUUUCGAACAUCUUCCCAUUAUUCCUGAUCCCCAGGACUCAUCGGACCUUAUUCCAGUCCUUGCCGACCAGUUUUUGACGAUUUACUGCACUAUGGAUCUCGUGGUUCCAAAAUUUUUGUGCCUCUUUCUAUCUCGCAAAAAUUGUUGUGAUUUAUGUAUAUCACUAGUUUUCCAAUCACG